This is a messenger RNA of Nicrophorus vespilloides, 2600 nucleotides long. RefSeq lists its product as uncharacterized. Gene Ontology annotation, biological process: arachidonate secretion; phospholipid metabolic process. NCBI's taxonomy places the organism in Eukaryota, Metazoa, Arthropoda, Insecta, Coleoptera, Silphidae. The record is from RefSeq and is a predicted model, not a curated record. Gene Ontology annotation, molecular function: A2-type glycerophospholipase activity. The coding region runs from base 680 to 1816 and encodes 378 amino acids. The transcript has 6 exons.
UUCUUCGAAGGCGAAGUGAAUAAAAAAAAUACAAAGGAUUCGUCGUAGUCAUGGGUUGUAAUGGGGUUAUAAUUGCAGGGUCUGUAUUGGAUCGAAUCAAUCGAAUGGUCGGGGGAUGAUGGACGGUGGUAGGAGUAAAGAAGUAGGCGGUAUCGAUAAGGAAGACGGAGAAGAGCAGUAGCCUGAAAUGAGACGACGAGGAUUCAUUCAGUAUUAGGUCUGUCCUACAAUCGUACAGAACUGGAGGAGAGCCAGCCGGACGACGCGACGACACGACACUCACUCUCCGACCGAGUACACGUCCAUCCAUUCCGCACCUGACAUUCAUCGAGCUCAGCCACCGCGGACUAAUCUGAGUGGCAAAAUUCGCGCGCGCCUUCGCACACCUCUUCUUCCACGUGCAACAGAAGUUUCAUCAAAAGUUCAAAAAGUACAAGUCAGUUAGUUGUAUGUCUUAACCAUCUGAAAGACACUAAAGUUCCUAACUAAUCAAAAUCGGAUAAUUACUCACUUUACUAUCAAUCUCAUUUGCUGCACAAACCAACGCAAAUCGAAGCUCAACGUCGAAAAGUGCAGAAGAAGUGGUAUUUUUUAUUGUUAUUCAAAGACGUAAAAAGUGCAGUGUAUCGUUAUUAUUACCAUUUUUGGUAGUUCUAAACCAAUUUUGGUAUCCUGAAGAAUGAUGGCCUCGACGAGAACAGUUGUCUGGUGCGUUGCCGCGUGUUUUCUGCAGUUGAUAAGUGCCAACGAAGUGCAGGAUUUUAUCGCGAGUAACGUUUUAUCGGAUGGCGAGUACGAGACCAGGAUCCACUACAAAGGUGUGACAGCGAAGGAAACCACAGUUGCCAAAGGAUACCGAAAUGGUCUGAGAUUUCGUCAGCUCUCGGACGGAAGAAAUUUCAUCCAGCUGAUAUACGAUGAUAGCGACACGAUCCGCGACUGCGAGUACAUCCGGGAUCGGAACGAGACCUUGAAAUUCCUGAAGGCGUUUAAGGAUGAUCUGAGGUUGCUGGUGGCUCAAUCCAAUGUGACCGUCGACGCGCUGGACGGAAAGGAGCUACCGUCAUUCGCGGCCUCCUGGUUCGACUAUCACAAGCUGAAGAGGCUUUGCGAGAGGCGGCACCGCGAGCUCCAGAAGGCCCUCGGGCAGAAUGCCACGUCAGUUAUAGAGAGCGAGAGGAGAUCGAAAAGGUCAUUGCUAAUAUUGCCGGGUACAGUUUGGUGCGGUCGAUCAGAUGAGGCCUCCAGAUACACGGACCUGGGGAAAAUGUCCCAGACGGAUAGAUGCUGUCGAAAACACGAUCACUGUAAGAGGAACAUCGGGGCCUUCACCAAGAAAUACGAUUACAAUAACAACUCGCCCUUUACCAUAUCGCAUUGUUUCUGUGACGCAAGAUUUAAGAGAGAUCUGUCGGAUCUGUUGCGCGUGCCGGGCACCAAGUGGUGUGGCAAAGGGUUCGCCGCAACGAAGUUCACCCAACUGGGCGGCUUCUCCAGGACGGACAAGUGCUGUCGCGUCCACGACACCUCGUGUCCUUUCUGGAUCGACGGCUUCCAAACCAAGUAUGGACUCUUCAACUGGAGAGUCAACACCUUGAUGCACUGUUCCUGCGACGAACGCUUUCGGACCUGUCUGAAGAUGGUGGACACCGGCGACUCUAACCUGGUCGGUAAGAUCUUCUUCGACAUCGUCCAGACAAAGUGCUUCGUUCUCAAGCGGAAGAAGGUCUGCAACAAAUACUCCUGGUGGGGCAAAUGCAUCAAGAAGAAAACGAUCAAACAGGCGGUGCUGCGACGAAACCCCCAGUACAAAUGAGUACAAUAUAAUUUUAUAUUCACUUAUAAAAACAAAUACAAUUAAAUCCCCGCACCAUCCAUCCAGUACCCCGACAUUUUGAAUAUACACUCAAACGCUGUAUAAAUAAUUUUAUCUUAUUUUCUUCCUUAAUUAAUUAAUUAAUUUUAUUUAUUGCGCGAGACAGAACCGAAACUUAUCGCGCCACAUAUAUGUGUAUUUUAUAUUGUAUAUUUUAUUUUUGUAUAAAUGCUGUACUUAAUGUGUUUUUUUAAUUAUUUUUUUUCGUUUCGAAUAAUUGGAGCCGGGUUUUCUCUCAAUUUGCGAUCGAUUCGAUUGAUUUCGUUGUGAUUUUAACUGUGUUCGUAAAGUAAUGAAUUAUAUAUAUAUAUAUUGUAAUUAUUAUAUACUUAUAUUAAUUGCCCUACUUUAUCACGAGUAUCCACAAAUGCCAUCGGAGCCAAAAAGGUGGUAAAGUAAACGUCAACUUAGGUAUCUAGUUUUUAAUAUAUAAUAUAAUAACUUAUUAAUUGCUAUAUUUACUAUAAACUCUUUACUCGUGCCAAAUAUACUGAAUCAUCGCAGACUUUAGACAAUAUGAAUGAAUACGUGUAUUACUAUCGAGUGGACUGAUUUUAUUCCUCUGUCUUCUUUACAAAACUACUGAGUACGAUUUUUUAAAUUAUACAUUUGUUUUUAAACACUAAAGAUGAUAUUACAUAUAAGUAAAGUUGUAAGAAUUAAUUAAAUUGUAAUAGCAUUUGAAAAAUUAAGUAAACAGAAGGUUAACUAGUGAUGUUGUGAA